This is a messenger RNA of Paramecium pentaurelia, 2007 nucleotides long. NCBI's taxonomy places the organism in Eukaryota, Ciliophora, Oligohymenophorea, Peniculida, Parameciidae. The record is from the annotation of a GenBank genome assembly.
AUGUAAUUAUAAGAUGGAAACAAUUUGAUGCUUAACCUUUCCAAUGGUCCCAUAGACAAUAGUAGAAGAUCCUGCACAAAUGUAUUUUGUGCCAUCCUCUAUGCCGGCAUAUUGUUGAGUAUCUUUGGGAUAGGCGUGUACAUGAAUCAAAGCGGAAAUGUUUCACAGAUAGACCGAGGAUAUGACCCUGAUCGUAAAUAGAAACAAAUAUGAUAAAGAUAGACCAUGUGGAAUGGAGACAUUGAGAGAUUAUCCAUUCAUUUACUUCACUACACUUAAUAGUGAUUUCUUAUGGAAGACUGUUUGCGUUUAGGAAUGUCCAAGUGUUCCAAUUGCCAAACACAAACAUUUGUAAUUGAAUCCUCCAACAAGUACAACUGUUCCGACAACAACAACACCCAUUGGAGCAACCUAAAAUUCAUAAUUAAAAUGUGCUGUAAAUUCAGUAGUAACUUCUUGUAAUUAAGCCACUUUAUAUAACAGCAUUAAAUGUAACAUAUUUAUAUAUAUAAAAAAGUUGAUUAAAGAGUUUGCAUACCAACAGAUCCAGAAUAAUUUAAAAUAGUUUAAGAAGCAUUAAAAAUGGGUUUCUUACAUUAAUUAAUAUCUGAUAUCAGUGGAGCCAAGUAUACAUUAUUUAUUUUCAUUGUAAUUGGAACCUGCUUUACUAUAGCAUUCACUUAUUUAUUGAAAUGGUGUAGCAAAACUGUAAUUUGGUUUAUCAUUUUUAUAAUUGUUUUGUUGUCCAUUUUCUUUGGCUAUUAUAGUUAUUUGUAAUAUAAAGCAGCGUAAUUAAUAAAUCAAUUUAAGUAGAUCAAAUAUGACAAUUAGUUUAUCACCAACUGGAUAUUUAUUAUAAUCAAUUGUAUGGUGGUGUUUUGGAUUGGGUACAAUAGUUUUGACAAUUUGUUUUUACAAACGAAUCAAUCUAGCCAUUGCAAUUAUUAAGUCAGCAUCUGAUUUUGUUACUAAAAAUGUAAGUAUUGUAAUAGUACCUGUAUUUUCAACUAUUGUUACUCUUAUUUUAUCAAUUAUAUUUAUUUAUAUAGCAUUGUAAUUAUUAUAUUAAUAUUUAGUUUAAUAUGCUCAACUGGUAAACCUGGAGAUAAAUAAUAAUAAUGGCCUUUUGGAUAAUUGAAAUAUACAUUUAUUGAAUAUUUUAGUGGAUUCUAUUUGUUAUUUACAACAUUUUGGACAUAUUCAUUAAUAAUUGGAGUUAAUAGUUUUAUAAUAGCAGGUUCUGUCUGUGUGUGGUAUUGGUAAUAAGGAAAGAGCGGUUAAGAACAUGUUUAACCUCUCAAUUCAUCAUGGAAAAGAUGUUUUGUUUAUCAUUUUGGUUCAAUUGUUUUAGGUGCAUUAUUAUUGGGUUUAAUAUCAAUAUUUAGAUCAUUCUUUGAAUAUCUAUAUGUAUUUAGUAUUCAUAUAAUUAAAAUAGAGAAAUGCUGAAUAUAUGCGUAAUACAGAUGGAUGUUAAUUUUGUUUUAAGUGUUGUGCAUGUUGUAUAUGGUGUUUUGAAAGGUUUUUGCAAUAUUUGAAUCAAAAUAUUUAUGUUUAAAUAAAUAUGACAGGAGAUGGUUUUUUUCAUGCUGCUAAAAAAGGAUUGGAUAUUAUGUCUAAUAAUCCUUCAAUAGUAAUGUAAGUUGUUGGUUUAGGAGAUUUAAUAAAUAACAUAGCAAGAAUAAUGAUUACAUUAUCUAUCUCAAUGUUCUUUUUUAGAUCCAUUUCGGAAUUACCUUAAUUAUUAUUUGGAGGAAUUGUGAUUAAUCCAUAUAAUCCAACUUUAUUAUUAGCAAUCAUUAUUUUUGUAAUUGCCAGUGUCUUUACUAAUAUAUUUGGAGUUUCAAUAGAAAGCAUACUUCAUUUAUAUUGUAUUGAUUAAGAAAUAGCCAGGGCUAAAUAAAGUUCAGAUGAUGCUGAAAUGUGUCCUGCGGUAAUAAUAAUAAUUUAUAAUUAUAGGCAUUAAGAGAAUUUUUAAAUGAUAAGGUUUUUACAUAAUAAUAAAAAUGA